Molecule: messenger RNA, 1947 nt
Organism: Fusarium fujikuroi IMI 58289
Lineage: Eukaryota; Fungi; Ascomycota; Sordariomycetes; Hypocreales; Nectriaceae
Product: probable ATPase synthesis protein 25, mitochondrial
Exons: 1
Coding region: 1-1947 (648 amino acids)
Biological process (GO): mRNA stabilization; mitochondrial proton-transporting ATP synthase complex assembly; mitochondrial gene expression
Cellular component (GO): mitochondrion
Source: RefSeq, a predicted model, not a curated record
AUGCUCACUCGACCUGCGGCUGUGGCAUUGAGCUGCCGCCAGUGCCAAUCCGCCAUUAUUCGUGCUGUUGUUUCAAGGCCAGCCACAAGCUCUUUUCGCAGCUUGCCACAGACCACUUCACGACGGCUUCCUCUAGCGACACUAGCGACAAGGUUCUACUCGGAUGUUAAAGUGAACGAGACGAUAAUCGAAAAAGAGUCUUCGACCCCGGUUCCUCCAAGCGACGCUCUCAAUUCGGAACUUGACGCUGCAGAAGAGGCCGAAGAUCCUGAAGAUGUUCCCUGGUUUCUUGAGGUUGAACCCCCGCGACAUCCCGAGAAUCAACAUGCCGUCCAAUUACCAAAGAUACCCGAAGGUGCACCUGAAGUCCUGGAACCAAUGGUGAAAUACAUCUUCGAAGACAUGGGACUAGACGAGAUUUCUAUGCUGGACAUGCGCGACCUUGAUCCUCCAGCUGCUCUUGGUCCCAAUUUGAUCAUGCUUUUUGCGACAGCUCGAAGUGAAAGACAUCUUCACAUUGCGUCCGGGCGUUUUGUACGAUGGCUUCGAAAAAAUCACAACAUAUCUGCAAGAGCCGAUGGAUUGAUUGGGCCUGGUGAAUUAAGGACUAAACUCCGUCGACUUCGGAAAAAGGCCAAGCUCAUGGGUACCAAUACUGCUAUUAUUCCUGGUGGCGACAAUGGUAUCUCGACAGGAUGGGUCUGCGUGAACUUUUCCUCCAACAGUGACAACGUCGAUGAAGCUGCCAAGGUAGAUGAUAGUGGCCGCUUCUCUGGUUUUGGUGCUCCCCAAACAGGCACCACCGUGGUUAUCCAAUGUAUGACGGAAUCCCGGCGUGCAGAGCUUGACCUCGAGAGUCUAUGGCAGACUGUUCUAAAGAAGAGUUUACGUGAAAAUAAGCAAGCUCGCGGUGAGAAGAUCAACAGCCCUGAGGAACUCGAUGAACUUCUAGCCACCAAGGUUCAGCUCCCCAAGUCAGAGUCUGCCCAACAAUGGCAGGCCCUACAAAAGGCGUCCCAACAACAACGACGUGCCUACACUACGAGCGCUCGGCGGCUUUCACCAGAGCCUUCACAUAAUACUCACACUUCUCCCGCCGUACCAGACGGACUCGUUGACCUCCAAGACCACUCACCGCAAACGACCCCGGAUCUGGAACAGGUCCGUAAGCGCUUUGAGCACAUCCAGCUGGUCGGGUUGCCCCUUGAUCAGGACCAAAUCUAUCAGUUCGUCCGCGAUGCUAUGAUAGCGCCUGCAGUUGAGCCUGCUUCCGGGCCACGGCUCACUCUUGUCGAUCAGAUCCUACUAACGGCCGAGGAGCGAGGCAUGAUCAUCUGGACAGAUAAAAUGUUCUUCACGCUUAUCGAGGGAGGUCUCUUAUCGCCGUCAUUUGGACAACCUCAGCUUGCGCGUGCUCAGAAGAACCUCGAAACACUUAUGGUGCAGAAGGACUGCGGAUUCAACAACGGUCAAACGAGCAGGCUGCUGUCUGCCUACGCGAAACGAGGGGACUGGCCCCGAUUCUGGGACAUAUUCCGCAGACCAUCUCUCUUCAAGAAAAACAGGAGCUCAGAUGUCUACAAAACGGUCUACGAGGAGAUGGCACGUACCGGCAACCAGGUCUUUUGCAUCGAUAAUCUACAUUGGGUGUAUGAUGAGAUGAUCAACGAGCCUCAGCCCUUACCCAUGUUUGGCCCACUGUACAAUUCGCUCAAGGCGUGCAUCAGGGUCGCUGAUCCAGCGGCUGCAAAACUCCUGGAAGCAAGUCCUGGAGAUAUUCCCGUACGGUCACAUUAUGGCAGGCAGAGGUUGGCGAACAGACAGUAUCUCAGGAUGUUAAGGGAGGUUGAGGCUCUGCAUACUGAGACUUCUGCGUACUUUGCCAGGCAGAGAAUGUAUCAGGGCAUGAAUGCAUCUAAGGAACUGAAUUUCACUGAGGAAGAAUAG